CGGGAACAACUAGCACAUAUGUGCGAGGGGAAUCUUCCUUCCUUCCUAUACUUGCCGAUACUUAUAUGUUUAUAUGUUAUGUUCAUACGUAUACUUGUUUUCUCAUACAUGCUCGACAAACUAAAUAAAAUUAAACAAAUAAAUCAAUAAAUUCCGCUACCGCUGUUCUGUUUGCCCACACAGUAUAUUCAGAGAGAAUGAAAAUAUUUCUCCCCUCCCUUCUCUUUCUUUCGCCAGCUGCAGGAGAGGUGCUUGGAUUUUUUGAUACGCUCAGGGACAUUGCACAAGAGCGGGGAAAGACCCAGCUGACGAAACACAAUGGCGAUUGCCAAACGCAAUCCCUCCCUCCCCUCUCAACCCACAAAAUUAUGUACUUCCCUGUACCUUCCCCAUUUUAACUCACUUGCUUCACCCACAAGUGCUGGGUUGGGGUUGGUUUUUUUUUUUUUUUUGGUCAACUGGCUGUAUCUCAGAACAAGCAUAGAAGGUAAAAGACUUUAGGUGUGUCUUCCUUUAAGGGAAAGAAGAGAGGGGAGGCCGAGAACACACCUUCCGCCACUCGCCUGUUUGAGAGAAACAUAAAGACCAGAGUUCAAAAUUCAACACAAACAUUUCUGAACCAACACAGGAAAAGCCUUCCUCAACAACGUAAAUAGGCCGUGGAAGCCUACUGACUGCAAAACCCGAGUGGAAAUAAGACUACGGGAACUCUGCUGGGAUGAGAUUCUACUUCUUCCUCCUCCUCACUUUGUGGCCCGGGAUACUUGGCGAUGUUCUUCAGCUAGACAAAAUGUACGGGAGGAUCGCCUCGCCGGACUUCCCCAACGUCUAUCCUAACAGCAAGGAGAGGAUAUGGAAUAUCACCGUGCCGCAGGGCUACGCCCUCCGCAUCUAUUUCACCCACUUCAACCUUGAGCUGUCUUACCAGUGCGAAUACGACUACGUCAAACUCAACUCAGGAGGUAAGAUCGUGGCCACUCUCUGUGGGCAAGAGAGUACCGACACCGAGGAGGCCCCUGGGGAAAAGAUAUACCGCUCCAUUGAUAACAAUUUAGCAGUGACUUUCAGAUCCGAUUACUCCAACGAGAAACAGUUCACGGGCUUUGAGGCCUUCUACGCUGCUGAAGACAUCGAUGAGUGUGAAGGGCAGCUUGACGGUGAGCUGCCUUGUGACCACUACUGUCACAAUUACCUGGGUGGCUUUUAUUGCAGCUGCCGAAUCGGAUACCUUCUGCACAGGGACAAGAAGACUUGCAAAGCGCAUUGUCCGACUGAGGUGUUGACAGGAAGAUCUGGUGUGAUUUCCAGCCCCAAUUAUCCCAACCCGUAUCCUAAAAUAUCGGAGUGCGACUACAGCAUCCGGGUGGAAGAAGGUUUCAUGGUCAUCCUCGAAUUUGUGGGAACCUUUGAUGUAGAAGCCCAUCCUGAUGUACUGUGUCCCUAUGACAUCCUGAAGGUAAAGACGCCCAAGAAAGAAUACGGUCCGUUCUGCGGAAACUCCCCACCACCCAAAAUUGAAACGCGUAGCAAUAUGGUUGAUAUCACCUUCCUCACUGACCUUUCUGGAGUUCAUGCCGGAUGGAAACUCAGAUAUGACACAACAGCGUUGCCAUGUCCCAACCCUCAAGCACCACCCAAUGGCAGAAUCUCUCCAGUGCAGGCAAAAUAUAUCCUGAAAGACUUCUACAGCCUCUCUUGCAAUGUGGGCUACGCGCUUUUGGAAAACAAACUGGUUGUGGAUUCGUUCAAAGCAAUCUGCCAAAAGGACGGUACCUGGAACAAGCCAAUGGCUCAAUGCACCGUUGUUGACUGCGGCCCUGCCAGUGACAUAGCCAAUGGCACACUUGUGUAUGUCACCGGAAGAGAAAUUUCCACCUAUCAAGCUGAAAUCAAAUAUAACUGUGAAAGUCCCUUCUACGUCCUGAAAACCGGCUACUCUGGUAAUUACAGGUGUGCCCCUGAUGGUUUUUGGAAGGAUCACAAAGGAAACAAAGCACCUCCAGUCUGUGAACCAGUCUGUGGAGUGCAAACGUCUAACACUCUGAAGCGUAUUUUUGGGGGGCAGAAGGCUCUGCCCGGCCAAUUCCCUUGGCAGGUUUUAAUCACGGACGCGCAUGGAGCAAACGGGGCUGGAGCCCUUUUAUACGAUAACUGGAUCUUAACAGCCGCUCAUGUCCUGGGCAGCCCACCUGACGCAUCCUCCCUGACCUUGAAAUUGGGGGUCCUAAACAAACGAUCGCCUCAUUAUCACCAAGUCUGGGCAGAAUCGGUUUUCGUCCACGGCGGCUUCACAAACGACGGCAUCAAUUUUGACAAUGACAUCGCUUUGAUUAAACUGAAGCACAAAGUCCCCAUUAACAAGAACAUGACUCCGAUUUGCUUGCCGGGAUACAACCUGGGCUUCCGCGUGAACACAAACGACACUGGAAUAAUUGCCGGCUGGGGAAAAACGGAGCGGGCCAGGCAGUCCCGUUUCUUGUUGUAUACCGAGGUAGAUGUUGUCGAGCCGAACAAGUGCAAAGCUGCCUACGCAAACCGGACUUUGGAAGGAAAGCAACUCAGGCUGACGGAAAAUAUGCUCUGCGCGGGGACCGAGAUGGGGGGGAAGGAUUCUUGCUAUGGGGACAGCGGAGGAGCCUUGGUGUUCUACGAUACUAACGCCAGGAGGUGGUUUGUCGGGGGGUUGGUCUCCUGGGGUCUGGAAUGUGGUUCUGCUGGGCUCUACGGGGUCUACACAAAGGUGCCCAAUUAUAUGUCAUGGAUGGAGGACCUAAUUGCACGCCAUUCUUGAUCGGGGUUUGUCGCAUUUUUUUCAAUAAAGCAUAGAUCGCGAUUACUUCUGUAGAUUUUAAUAAUGCUCAUCUACAGCCCAUCUUCCCUCCCGCCCCAAGCUAACUGGGUUUUAUUUUAAGAUCCAUAGAAUCUGUCUCUAAGCUAUGCAACCAACGAACUAUGCUUUUUAACCAAGGUGAGUUGAAGGAUCUGAUUCUUUUGUGAAUUUCUUAUGACCAACCCUCUUAUGAGGACCCAGAUUGUUGGGGGCAAUAAAAGUUGACUUUGUAUAUUAUAUACAAAUGGAUGAAGACUAUUGCUUAACACAGUGUAAGCCGCCCUGAGUCUUCGGAGAAGGGCGGGAUAUAAAUGCAAAUAAAAAAAAUUAAAAAAUUAAAAAAAAAACCUGAAAAUUCCACAGGGGCCUCAAUUAUGAUGACCACCCAUUUUAAAUCAGAAAGUUCAUAGAAAGCAUCCGGACCACUGUUCACAUUUUCCUCCCAAAUUAUAAAUUAUUUUAUUCUAUCUAUAAAUUAUUCUAUCUUAUCUAUCUAUCUAUCUAUCUAUCUAUCUAUCUAUCUAUCUAUCUAUCUAUCUAUCUAUCUAGGAUAUGAAUGGAUGGAUGGAUAGACACAGACAGACAGACAUCCCAGUCUUGCUCCCUACCGCAACCCAUCAUGGUCAUAAUUCCCAUCUAUUCAGUUUUCUCAUGUUGUUAAAGCCAUCGGUUUUCUUCUACCUUAAGUCAAUUUUAAAGUCCAAAUCUUUAACUCCAUUGGGGCUAAUCCUUUCCCCCGCAUUUACAUUUACCGAAGCUUAUCUUAAUGAGAUCAACCUAGCAUAUAAGGAAUUCCUUUAUUAGCUAGUGAAGAGUUGGAGGUAGUAGUCUCUUUUUAUAAACAGGCAUCGCUGACAACCGG
Molecule: messenger RNA, 3692 nt
Organism: Ahaetulla prasina
Lineage: Eukaryota; Metazoa; Chordata; Lepidosauria; Squamata; Colubridae
Gene: MASP2
Product: MBL associated serine protease 2
Exons: 11
Coding region: 719-2791 (690 amino acids)
Biological process (GO): complement activation; proteolysis
Cellular component (GO): extracellular region
Molecular function (GO): calcium ion binding; serine-type endopeptidase activity
Source: RefSeq, a predicted model, not a curated record